UUGGCCUGACUCCAGUGGAUGAGCCACAUUUAUUGACCAAACGACAACUGACUGCCCCCUUGUUGAGUCUCUAUCAUAUGUUUAAAGUAUUCAUCACGUGUGAUUUAUUACAUCCAGAAAUGAAGCUAAGAAAUCAGAACCAUAUAUGUUCCGUGCCAGCUGGUAUCAGAUAUGAUGGUGAUGUAGCAUCUCUAUGAAUUGAGAGCCUGAAAAUCAUAUGCUCUUAACAAGUUUAAGGUUUAACCUUGAACAUUAUAAGGUUAUCAGUAAGUCUGUCAGGGGACGUUUUUCCGUAUAAAUUUGAGCACCCUGCAAAUGAAUUUAAGCUACAAAUUGAAUUGACAAAAAAAAAUGGAGAGACUGGUUAGCAUAAGCGUUGUGUUCUUGGCCUGUCUGGUGGCUUCUGCCACAGCCCAAAGUGCUUCUAAUGUGAGAGCCACCUACCAUUACUACUACCCUGAGCAGAAUAACUGGGACUUGACUGCUGUCAGUGCUUUCUGCUCCACAUGGUAUGCUGAUAAGCCCUUGGAAUGGCGCAGCAAGUAUGGAUGGACCGCCUUCUGUGCACCGGAAGGUCCUCAAGGGGAAGAGGCCUGUGGAAAGUGCUUAAAGGUGACCAACACCGGCACUGGAGCUCAGGCAACUGUGAGAAUCGUUGAUAAAUGUGGCAAUGGAGGCUUAGAUUUGGACUGGAAUGUGUUUCAACAGAUUGACACUGAUGGAAAAGGCUAUGCUCAAGGCUACCUUAUCGUGAACUAUGAGUUUGUGGAUUGUGGUGACAGUACCCUUGUCAGUUCCCAUUAAUUUUUACCUCACAAAAUGUCAUGAAUAAUCUGUAAGAACCGCCAUCUAAUAAAGUGUUAUUGGAA
Durio zibethinus is the source of this 869-nucleotide messenger RNA. RefSeq names its product pathogenesis-related protein PR-4-like. Gene Ontology annotation, biological process: defense response to fungus; defense response to bacterium. The record is from RefSeq and is a predicted model, not a curated record. Gene Ontology annotation, molecular function: RNA nuclease activity. NCBI's taxonomy places the organism in Eukaryota, Viridiplantae, Streptophyta, Magnoliopsida, Malvales, Malvaceae.